Molecule: messenger RNA, 1075 nt
Organism: Drosophila subobscura
Lineage: Eukaryota; Metazoa; Arthropoda; Insecta; Diptera; Drosophilidae
Exons: 4
Coding region: 29-1036 (335 amino acids)
Biological process (GO): mitotic cell cycle; establishment of meiotic spindle localization; spindle organization
Cellular component (GO): spindle pole
Molecular function (GO): protein binding
Source: RefSeq, a predicted model, not a curated record
UGAGUUCAUCGAUGCCGAGGGGCAGGGCAUGGAGGGCACCUCGUCAAGCACACUACUCCCAAUGCUGUCGCGCACAUCGAUGCUGCUAAUGGACUACAAGCAAUUCAAGUCCGCACGGAUCAUACAGCGGCACUGGCGCGGCUGCCUCUGCCGCGAGACACUGAAGAAACGCAACAAGGCGGCCACGACCCUUCAGCGCUACUGGCGUGGCUUUGCCGUGCGGAAAAACUACUUCAAGACCGUGGAGAAAAUGCUGCAGAAGCGUCUGGAGGCGCGCUACAACCAGGCGGCCACCAAGAUUCAGGCGCUGUUCCGCGGCUGGUGGAUCCGACACACGGUCCACGAUACGCACAGCCUGCGCCAGAUGCAAGUCUGUGCGGCCGAGGAUCUACUCAAUUGUGUGGCCUUCAAGCUGCACCAUUUGCUGCGCACCUACUCGAUACCCGGCGUCUACUCGCUAAAGAACACAACCUGCUUGUCGCGAGUGGAGAAACUGCUGGCGAGCCUCAACUUUCGCUUCCACAAUGGACGGGUGCGCUCGUGCAUGGCCAAACGGAGCGCCGAUGCCCGGGUGGAGCGCGAUCACUUCAUGAAGAACAAACAUCAGACAGAAGUUCCCUAUACUGGUCCCAACUUCCAGAGCUUCUGUACCCCCCAGUGUGAGGGUGCGCUGCGCAUGUCCAAGGACAUGGACCGACGAAUGUACAAGAUCAUUGAGAUGUACGACAAGGCCCAGAGGGAUGCUCACGUUCAAAAGUUUCACAAGAGCUUAGCCGGAAAGAAACGUCUCAAGGUCUUGAAGGAGAAGUUAAAGUUUCUCGAGAAGAAUAAGCGGGACUUCUGUGGCGAUGUCAUUGCUAGCAUGCGCCGCUGGAAGAUACUGGGCGACAGGCAGCUCACUGUGGACAACAAUAUCUUCCAGAAUCCCGAGAAUCUGGAGAAAUUCCUCGGUGAAAUAUCCGACCUUAUCGAAGAGAUCGAAAGCGUCACUUGCCAUUGCAAGCCACCCGCUCUAGACAAGAUUGUUUGUCGCUAAAUAUUGGUCCAACACCCCAAAAAAAGUUUAAAGCUUAUU